Messenger RNA from Paraglomus occultum, 453 nucleotides. NCBI's taxonomy places the organism in Eukaryota, Fungi, Glomeromycota, Glomeromycetes, Paraglomerales, Paraglomeraceae. The record is from the annotation of a GenBank genome assembly.
AUGGGAAGUAAAAUCCCUUUUGUCGGUGGUCUCUUUAAAACAGCAGGAGAAACAGUAGAAGGAGAUAAAAAAACUACGGGAACUCCUUCGGUAGCUGAUAUUAUUACUGGCAAAAAGUAUGGGGAAUUGUUAGGAGCUAAAACCGAAGAUAAACAAACUCAAAAUAAAGAUCAAUCGGAAAAUGAACAACAAACUAAAAGACAAAAAGCUUCCACAGCUAAAAAUACUUUUAAUAGUGCUACGGCUAUUGGUGAAGAGGAUACCGAAUUUAUUCCAGGAGAAGACAAAAGAGAAACCAAACAAGAAGUCCCAGCUAAUAGUGCCGUUUCAGGACACAUGGGAAUAUUUCCCGUAGACAAUCCAAAUAAAGACUAUUUCAGUGAGUUAUGUGCUGAUGAUAUGAAUGCUAAUAGUGUUAAUCCUGGAACAGCAGCAGCCAGUUCGACAGGCUGA